GUUAACUUUUCAUAAUUAUUAUUUUAUGAUGGAAUUAAAAAAGGGAAAUGGCUUGUCAUGCGCAGUAAAAUACUGCAACAAUAAGUCGAGAACCUCUGUUGGUGUUAGUUAUUUUACUAUGCCAAAAAAUACAGAAAGACGUUCCGAGUGGAUUAAGCAAUGUUUGCCUGAAUAUGCUGAUAAAAAUGCAUUUGUUCAGAACCUGAGAAUAUGUAGUGAACAUUUUGAAGACAAAAUGUUCCUUAAUGUUCAAAAAAAAAACAGGCUGACUGAUUUUGCAGUUCCAACAUUAUUCAGUGAUGAAAUUCUUGCGAAAAGAGAAUCCGAGAGUGAUUCAACAAUGAAUGAAUCAAAUGAUCUAUCAACACCAAUGGCAUGCUCAAGCCCAAUUUCAUGUCCUAGCUGAUGUAAGCUCCUCGUUCUAGGCUCAUCUUUAAUUAAUACCUCUGACUCUUCUUCUCAGACUCCAGAUCAUUUGUCAUAUUCUACACCCAGGAAAAUUUUGUUAAGAUC
Molecule: messenger RNA, 513 nt
Organism: Myzus persicae (green peach aphid)
Lineage: Eukaryota; Metazoa; Arthropoda; Insecta; Hemiptera; Aphididae
Exons: 4
Coding region: 26-406 (126 amino acids)
Molecular function (GO): sequence-specific DNA binding
Source: RefSeq, a predicted model, not a curated record